This is a messenger RNA of Schistosoma rodhaini, 3646 nucleotides long. NCBI's taxonomy places the organism in Eukaryota, Metazoa, Platyhelminthes, Trematoda, Strigeidida, Schistosomatidae. The record is from the annotation of a GenBank genome assembly.
AUGGUCGACAUGAAUUCAAAUACGCUUGCAACGAAUGAAGAUGUAAAGGACUCACUAUCGAAUUUGGCUGAUGAUUUGGGAUGCAUUCUGUUUGACCAUUUACGACAAGUAGAUGCGGACUUCAAUUUUAUGUUACCUGUCACUGCUCCAUCUGAUCUAGACACUCGACUCAUGUUGAUGCUUGACAGGAGUAUGAUGCCUGAGUCCAACACGGACGAUUCCACACGUGUUAAGAAUGCGUGGGUGACGUUUGCCGCAAUGGCCUCUGCAUACAUCUUCAAAAAUGUUGGUGAAUCGGUUUCCAAACCUCUUCGAAAAUGGCUGGCGAAUGCUGCCAGUGCUGCGAUUCUUGCAGGACUACUUGCAGAAGUUCCCGAGUCGUCGGAUUCAAAUGAACAAACCACUUCUGAUGGAGACGCGCCUGUCGAAAAUGUCUCCACACCUGACAGAGUAGUGGAGAAUCGUCAAGAUGGUGCGUGGUACUAUGGCCGUUGGACCGUUGACAAUGUUGCCAACAGUCGUGAAAUGAUGGAUGUGAUCGAUGUUGGAAUGACAGAUGCAUGUAUUCGAGUGAUGAUUGCUGCUGUUGUUAACUAUUUCCAGGAGAACAGAUUCGCACCGUGUGGGUUGUUGAGAGACAGUUAUGCAAGUGAGAUACUGAGAAGUGACCUAAUGGAUAAGCAUGGAUUAACAGACGAACGUGAUAAAAUUGAAGCGAUGCGUAUCACUGGUUAUUGGGUCUCGAGACUCUAUGUGUUUCAUAUGGCGACGAAGCAUCGUAAUCUGGAACAUACAAUCAGACCCAUAAAUAACGUUGGUCUGGUGCGUCCUCUGAAACUAGAUAUCUGUCAGUAUUUCGAGGACUUGACAGCUAGAUUUAUCCGUACACGAAUCGCGCAUCAGAUUGCCAGUCGAAUGGUCCGAUCUGUGUGUAUAGUGUUUUUCGAAGAUUUGAAUGAGUUGAUUGAGUUGCGGAGGCUGUACCGUCAAAUAUCCAGUGAUCCAUUUCAUUAUCACUCCGACUGUGAAUAUUUGACGAAUUCAUCUCGAUCAUCAGUCACUGACAAGAUAAGUAGUAUAUUUGGUCGAUUGGUCACCUAUUUGAGUGUUUUUGAACCGAAUAGUCAACUGUUUGACUAUCCACAGUUGAAGAUGAAUGGUAAAACUCGAGAACAACACUAUAGUGAUUACAGUAAGAAUUGGAAGAAGAUACUUAAGACGAUUUAUACGGAGUUGUAUAUGCCAAGUGGAAGUCAUUUAUUGGAUGUAGUUAGAAGUAGAUGCAAGAUUGCAGAAAAUAUUCCACGAGAUGAAGAUCGUUUGAGAGAAUGUUGGAAUGAAUAUGGCGUCGAGUUAAAUGCUCAACAGUUGCUCUGGCGAUCUAUAUUUCUAUGUUACACAAUGAUACCAACCAAAGAAAUCAAUACUCAUGAAGCUCAAAGUGGGUGUAGCCAUCAACUUGAGAUUUGUGCAAAUAAUGAUUCAAAGACCAUCAACGUUAAUGAUUUAUAUCGAAUGAUUGGAGGCCUACUCGAGGUAGACGAGAACGGUGUAACGAACAAGCUAACUUCGAAGUCACACCUCGUGAUCAGCACCUCACGUGGAUUGCCUCAUUGACGUAUCAAGGUAUCAUGGAUGCUCUGAAGACUGUACAACACAAAGGACGUUAUUACAGGAAUAUAUUAGUUAAAGUAGAUACAAGCGAGAGUAGAACCACUGCCGCAUGGGCCAGUCCAUGGAGUAUGAUUAACUGAUACGCGUUGAUUGUCCUUGACCUUGACGGGGAUCGAUGAUCUGUUCGAUAUUUAGUGACCCAACUGCUGGAUCAUUUGGCUAGGGUUCAGUGGCAUUCCACUGGCCCUACAUUAUUUUUUGAUGUAUCAAUUUUACCAUAUCUCUUACUGUUUAUAAAUGACAGUUAAAUUUGUCAUGAAUGUAUGAUUUAACUACUUGUGUAGUGAACGAGAACACAGGCGGGCAUAGCCAAGUGUCUUUUAAUACAACAUUACAGUAUAUCAUGGUUAAAUCUGAGAUCCAUAUAGUAAUAGUCAAUUUUCUCAGACUUUGUUGUCCCUUUGUCUCUAUAACAAUCACUUUGUGUUGUCGUUCUCUUCUCUUCGAUUUUCUCAACCCUCUGUCAUCAGGCAUUCCAUCUCCUAUACGUACUACUUAUAUCUGACGACAUCAGUAGUACACAUUACACUUAUCAAAGGUAUCUCUAUUUAUUCAUUGUAAAACUUUAUAUUUACAAUAUGUAAUCACAUUCGUCAAGAGUCGUAAUAUUGAAAUGUAAAUGGUCUAUUAUUAAACGUGUUAAAGAUAGGGGGGCUUUACUAUAUUUUUUUCCUCAUUAGAUAGGAAGGGAAUAUAUCAAUGAUCUUUAAAGACAGAGUGACAAGUUCCUUUUUUUCUUUUUUGUCAAUACUUGAAAACGAGAUCAUUAACAUUGCAAAAAACAAUCAAACGUUUUCUUGUUUGUAUCCAGGUUACUUUUAAUGAAAUCUGAAUAUUUUUUGUUUAUUGAGUCAUUAUUAAGGAAUUUUGAUUCCAAAUGAAAUAACUUCGGUAUCUAUGUGGAUUUGAAUGAAACAAACAAACAAAAAAUUAGAAUAGAGUCACAUUGUAAUCAAUCGAUUGAUUAUCCAACAUGAUCAAUUAUGAUCAAAUAGUUUUGAGUCUGUGUUAUAGUUGUGAAUAUGUACUAUUGUUUCAUUUUGUUUUGUUGCACCUACAGGAUUUUGCAGGACUGAUAAAGUUUCACUUAAUUCUACAUUCGCGGCUUCAUUUACAAAUUGUUCUGUUACUUUAUCCGCCUUUGUUACCACAAUUUCAUAUACAUUUAAUAAGAUGUAGUCUCUCGGUGAGCUUAAUAAUUCGUUAGUUGCACAUUCUGUAUUUAGACCCAUCGUAGGUUAUGUUUAUGAAACGCCAAUUACUGAACCAUUAGGAAGAUCAUGUAUGACUACUACUGUAUUGUUUAACUUACCGUUUGCCAACUGUUCAUAUAGCCCUUGACUGACACGUUUACUCAUUCUGCACAGAUUUUCCACUUCUGCACGAAAUUUAGAUAUUGCUUUAUUCUCAUUGGGACUAGUAGAUGUUUGCAUUCUAUGUGAAGGUAUAUUGCAAUUUAACUGAACGAUUUGCUGAAGUAAGGUUCACUAGGUUGAAUGACCCACACACUUUGUUCGAAUAAGUAAGGUAAUUGUCAUCAGUUUUUUUGGGUAUCUGUAAACAAUUAUAACGAAUGGUGAGAUUUGAUAGCUGGUCAUCAUAUACUUCCGAAAACAUUGAACAGUUUGUGCAUAUCGACCAUAAUUAACAUAUUUGUUGAGAUGAAAUUGGCAUACUUGUUAUCGUUAAUUGAUCUCAGCUUUCUGAGGUGAGCAUGAGCUUUUAAAAAGUGUCUGGUCAAGCCAAUUGAAUGUUAAGUAAGUCUUCAUUUCUGCCAUUGCAGGCAGAGAGCUUUGAUCUGAAUUUCAGACAGAAGUCAGACUUGUGGAAUAAUAUGAAUUCUCUGACUGUGUAAACUGUUUCAUUCCUGGGCAUUCUGGUUCUGGGUCUGUUUCCGAAUCACUUGGUAUGUCAAUUGAUUCAUCAUAGCAUGAACUAGAAAUUCUACGUGAUAUAUAUAUAUAUAUAUAUA